CGUCGUUAAUAUUUGUCGUCGCAGGGCUCUGUUCGCGAAUAAACCGAGGAUAAAACAUUUUUGUUAAUUUUUUAUUUAUUAAUUGCGAAAGUAAAGCCUAUAAAAUCCUAAAAAGUUCUUAUAAACUAAACGAAAUAUAGUAAAAACAAAACACUGCAGUAGAUUAAACACUUUAAAGAAAAAAUAUUGUCUUGACAAAAAAAUCUGAAAGCGUAAAUCAUAAAAUUUCAUCUCAUAGGUGUUUAACAAAUAAAAUUUCUAAAUUAAUAAAUUUUGCUGCACAAAUUUUCUGAGGAAAAGAGAAACAAAAAAACAAAUUGGCUGAUUAAUAUAAAUCUUGUGCAAACAAACAAAAAAAAUAUAAAAAUCAACAACAGAGACGUUUAGCUUUCACACAAAAAUUUGCAUACACCGAGACACAAAAAUAUGAAAUGGGCAUUUAUUGCGCCGAGUUGCAACAGUUUAUUGAUUCAAGCAAAACAAAAAACAACACAACAGUUUUAAAAAAAUAUUCAAAAAUUAUUAGAAAUAUUACGAAUUUUUAAGCUUUUAUUUUUAUUUAUUUUCUAAAUUUCUCUCACAGUUUCUGCUUAUUUUGCCAUUAAACACUACACAGCUAAUUGAUAAACAGUAAACAAACAAAACAAAAUAAUAAUAUAAUAUUAUUAAAACGAUUGUCAAUAAUUGAAAUCGAAAUAAACAAACCAAAAAAAGUAAAUUUAUAGCAACACUUUUGUGUGCAUUUGCGAAAAUAAUUUCGACAUUGCGAUUAUUUCAAGAAAUCGUGGCUGAAACAGCAACAAAGCCAACAACAAUUGAUUUUUCACAAAUAUUCCAGCCAAUGCCUUCUGCAGUAAGUGGUUCCGGUGGACACGGCUCAGCCGGUCAUAACUCGAGUAUACCCAGUAACGAGGAGUGCGGCAUACGUGAUGUGUGGAAACAUAAUUUGGAAGAAGAAUUUCGUACCAUACGAAAAGUGGUGCAAAAAUAUCACUAUGUAGCAAUGGAUACGGAAUUUCCCGGUGUUGUAGCACGUCCGGUGGGUGAAUUUCGUUCAACAGCCGAUUAUCAUUAUCAGCUAUUGCGUUGCAAUGUAGACUUGUUGCGCAUCAUACAAUUGGGUUUGACAUUUAUGGAUGAUGAGGGUAAAACACCACCCGGCUAUAGUACUUGGCAAUUUAAUUUUAAAUUCAAUUUGAGUGAAGACAUGUAUGCCCAGGACUCAAUUGAUUUGCUGACCAAUUCUGGCAUACAAUUUCGCAAACAUGAAGAUGAUGGCAUUGAUCCUUUAGAUUUUGCCGAACUUUUAAUGUCAUCUGGCAUUGUUUUGAUGGAUAAUAUUAAAUGGCUUUGCUUUCAUUCUGGCUAUGAUUUCGGUUAUUUGCUUAAGCUUUUAACCGAUCAAAAUCUACCAGCUGAUGAGAGUGAAUUUUUCGAUUUACUGCACAUUUAUUUUCCCAAUAUAUAUGACAUUAAAUAUCUAAUGAAAUCAUGCAAAAAUCUAAAGGGUGGUCUACAAGAGGUGGCCGAUCAAUUGGAGUUGCGACGUGUGGGACCACAGCAUCAGGCGGGUUCCGAUGCCCUGCUAACCGGCAUGGCCUUCUUCAAAAUGCGUGAGAUGUUCUUUGAGGAUAAUAUUGAUAAUGCCAAAUAUUGUGGACAUUUAUAUGGUUUGGGUACCUCAUUCAUAGUAAAUGGUGCUAAUUUCCACGAGAGCAAUGGUGAGAAUGCAAACGCAACGUGAUUCAUAAUUGAAAUAGAACGUACGCAAAAUAUAUUUGCCAACAAUCCAACAACAUGAAACAGAACAAUAUAAAAUAAUUAACAAAUAACAACCACAACAACUGCGUUAAUAAAAAAAGAAGAGUUAAAAACAGCAACACAGCACAUUAAGAACAAACAUCAAGCAAAUAUAAUAAAAACAAUUAAGAAAAAAAAAUAUUUUAAAAGCAGCAAAAAACAAACUUAAUUUCGUUAAACAAAAUUAUCUAACUUAAUAAAAAAA
This is a messenger RNA of Lucilia sericata (common green bottle fly), 2005 nucleotides long. It is a transcript of the gene Pop2, whose product is annotated as CCR4-NOT transcription complex subunit 7. Gene Ontology annotation, molecular function: nucleic acid binding; poly(A)-specific ribonuclease activity. The coding region runs from base 842 to 1744 and encodes 300 amino acids. Lineage: Eukaryota; Metazoa; Arthropoda; Insecta; Diptera; Calliphoridae. Gene Ontology annotation, cellular component: CCR4-NOT complex; P-body; CCR4-NOT core complex. The record is from RefSeq and is a predicted model, not a curated record. The transcript has 5 exons.